GACAUGAAUCUUCAACUUGAUUCAAAUGCCCAAGCCCUAAGAGGCCUAUAUAACCCUCCCUGUAUUUCCAUGCUCCAUAAACCUCACAUUUCAUACUCACCAAAUCCUCAGGCUUCACACAGAGAGAGAGAGAUGGCUUUGAAGGUGGAGCAAGCUCUUCACAUGGUUGGGGGUGCCGGUGAAACUAGCUACGCCACCAACUCGAGGCUCCAAGAGAAGGCAAUCUAUCGAACGAAGCCUGUGUUGGCGACGACCAUCCAAGAAAUGUAUAAGGGAUUGCUCCCUGAGCAUAUGGUCGUUGUUGAUCUCGGUUGCUCUUCUGGUUCCAACACAUUCGUUGUGGUCUCCCAGGUACUCAACAUCAUUGUUGAACUCCGUCGUAUGAUGGGGAUGAAGAAGCCAUUGGAGGUGCAAUUCUUCUUGAACGACCUCCCAGGGAAUGACUUCAACUAUGUCUUCCAAUCUCUAGAUGAGUUCAAGAAGAAAGUGGAGGAGGAGACUAAGAGGGAGUUGUUGGUGCCGUAUUAUGUGGUCGGAGUGCCAGGAUCAUUCUACGGGAGGCUUUUCCCUUGCGCGAGUGUCCAUUUCUUUCAUUCUUCCUAUUGUCUAAUGUGGCUCUCACAGGUCCCUGAAGAACUAGAGAACCAGCAAGGUGUUUCACUAAAUAAAGGGAAUAUCUACUGGACAGAAACAAGUCCGCUGCAAGUAGAAAAAGCAUAUCGAGAGCAAUAUAAGAAAGACUUUUCGACAUUUCUUAGGUUAAGACACACAGAAUUAAACACUGGAGGUGGAAUGUUGUUGACAUUUCUAGGAAGAAGAAAGAGAACCCCUGGCCAUGGUGAUUUAUGUCAUCUUUGGAGACUACUUGCAGAAGCUCUUAAUUCGAUGGUUUUAGAGGAAAUCAUACCAGAAGAAAAGGUUAACACCUUCCAUUUGCCAAUUUACGGGCCUUCCCUUGAAGAGGUGAUGUCUAUAAUCCAUCAAGAAGGAUUAUUCGAUUUAGAUGGAGUAGAGAUCUUUGAAUCUAGUUGGGACCCAUUUGACGAUUCAGAAGAUGAUUCUUUGGAUCUAUCAAACUAUACAAAAAGUGCGAAAAAUGUGGCGGAUUGCAUUCGCGCUGUGGUCCAACCCUUGAUUGUGCAUCAAUUUGGAGAAGCCAUACUUGAUGAUUUAUUCACACUAUACGCGCAAAAUGUUCUGAAGCACCUUCUCAAGGAGAAAGCCAAUCACACUAUUUUAGUCAUUGCCUUGAAGAAAACAGUGUGAAAAUCAGCAAGGAAAAUUGAGAAUAAAUGUUCUCAAAUUAGUUCUCAUGUGAAUGAGUGAAUCUUUCUCAUUUCCUUGCCAAACAGAAUCUUUCCCAUCCUAAAAACCAGGCAUUAGAUUUGAUCAAAUUUUAGCCUCAUAUAUAUCUGAAAAUUUUAAAGCUGAUGUGUACUAAAUUGAAAC
This is a messenger RNA of Zingiber officinale, 1449 nucleotides long. Its product is annotated as anthranilate O-methyltransferase 2-like. Gene Ontology annotation, molecular function: S-adenosylmethionine-dependent methyltransferase activity. NCBI's taxonomy places the organism in Eukaryota, Viridiplantae, Streptophyta, Magnoliopsida, Zingiberales, Zingiberaceae. The record is from RefSeq and is a predicted model, not a curated record. Bases 4 to 1266 code for a protein of 420 amino acids. The transcript has 5 exons. Gene Ontology annotation, biological process: methylation.